CCUGACUGGUUCUUGUGGCCCUCCCUUGAUAUGCCUCCAUUGUUGCCCCCUCCCACCAAAUUAUCUCAUUCUCGAGCCUGCUAGUUGUCUCACUUUCGGCUCCGGCUCUUCCAUUGCAUUGCUAAAGGGUAUAGUUAGUGAAUAAGAGGGCUUAUCAUCUACUGCUCUCAGUUUCGCAUCAGUGCUCUUGUGGUCGCGUUGAUUUACUUCCAACAUGCCACUGUAUGGCUCGUCCAGUCGCUCGAAGAAGCCAAGGAAAGAUGGUAGCAGUAAAUCAUCCACGGCUUCUGUUUUUUCGGCUACUUCUCGUGCUACAAAGGCUUCUAGAGCGUCUGGGGAUCGGCCGCAAAUAGCAUCUCAAGAUCCAUCUUUGGGCUCGAAGAACACCGCUCCGAGCCCGGCAAACGUCUCGCGGACGCAUACUUCUGCCAAGUCCGCCGAACCUGAGCGGACCGUUCCGAAUGUUUUUGAAUAUCUAGACGAUGAUGAGUCCACGUCAGACGAGGAUUCCUCCGAAGACGACGACUUCAGAUCGCGUCGAGUGUCAUACCCAUCAUCGUCUAGCGCCCAAUCGAAGACGGCGUACGUAGGGUUAGGGCGUCAGAGCAAAUUGGCUGCACUUGGUGCGGAUACACGCAGUCGAACAUCGCCCACUAUGUCCAAGGGUUCAAUUGACUCCCAACCAUUGCCGACUGCCUUUGACAUCGCUUCUGGUGUGCCAUCAUUACACAAGAUGAAAAGCAAAACAUCUUCUCAGAAUAAAAAGCCCAACGACAUCCCCGCCGGCAUAUCUGCAGGCUCAAGCUCGCCUGAGAAACGGAGCUUAGAGCUCAGUCCCCGACCCGAUACCUUCUAUUCGCAUCAUUCAGCCAGCCAACACCGGCCGCCUCUACCACCAUCACCGCCACGAAGCCCGGAGGAAGAUUCUCAACGACCCAAUCACAAACGCAGCCGUAGCACGAAAACAUCACCACCUCCCUCGGGCUACGGCCUCCUCGCCUGGCGUCUGAGCUCAUCCACCGACAACCAGGAGCCUCGUCUCCCACCGCUCUAUCGCCGAUUCGAAGAUCUAAACCAUCGGGUGCUUCUGCAUCUCCAGGACGAGAUUGCACAGAUGGAGGAAGACCUUCGUGUCCUAGAUGAGUACGAUCAAAUGCAUCGGGCGGCUACGGCCGAACAACAGGGUACCACGGUUCUCCCAGCUUCGCGACGCAUGGACGUCCAGGCACAGGUUUACUCUUCCCUGCAUUACCGCAAGGAAGAGCUGCUGGGCGCACUGGCCCAAAAAACCGAACAAUAUAACAAUGCGCUCAGUGCAUACAGCCGCGUUCUGCAGACUCUUCCGCCUGCUUCAAACAAGGAUAUCGAAACCUACCGCACCUGGAUGAACGAACGUAACCCCAUUAUUGCUGCAGAGACGCGCUUUCUUAACCACACUAAGGAUCUGGUUUCUCUUGCCCCUCGCACGAUCUCAGCUUCCUCCGCACGAUCCGUGUACGCUGCAAUUAUCAUCGCCUCUGCAGCCGUCAUCCUCCCUCUGCUCACUUUCAGCAUGAUUGCUGAAUUUUCCGGUCGUCUGCUGGUGGUGGCCGUUGUAGGCGGCGCCGCUGCUGCCGUUGCCUCCACUCAAUCCACGGGAGCAGACCAGCUUGUCGGCUCCCAGGAUGGAUGGCGAUCCGCUUCAUUAUACUUUGGUUUCAUGGCUACAGCAGCUCUAUUUAUUCCAUAGUUCCAACAGAUACCAACUUUUGGGUGUAUAUCCACCAGCUUUUACCAUCUUCUAAUGACUUUACGAAUCUUCUUGAGGCAGCGAGCUACUGACAUCUUGAAUUAAUUCUGCUCGCAGA
Molecule: messenger RNA, 1847 nt
Organism: Aspergillus fijiensis CBS 313.89
Lineage: Eukaryota; Fungi; Ascomycota; Eurotiomycetes; Eurotiales; Aspergillaceae
Exons: 3
Coding region: 215-1729 (504 amino acids)
Source: RefSeq, a predicted model, not a curated record